Hyla sarda is the source of this 4986-nucleotide messenger RNA. RefSeq names its product oocyte zinc finger protein XlCOF7.1-like. Gene Ontology annotation, biological process: negative regulation of transcription by RNA polymerase II; regulation of immune system process; regulation of cytokine production. The transcript has 19 exons. NCBI's taxonomy places the organism in Eukaryota, Metazoa, Chordata, Amphibia, Anura, Hylidae. The record is from RefSeq and is a predicted model, not a curated record. The coding region runs from base 63 to 4949 and encodes 1628 amino acids.
CCCUCAGAUCAGUCGCUCAGUCCUCUGCAGGUCAGGACUUGGGACGUCUCUGAGCUCCAAGGAUGGAUAACAGGUUCAAGAUGGCGGAGAGGAUAAUACACCUCACCAUAGAGAUACUCUUCCAGCUUACCGGAGAGGAUUACACAGUGGUGAAGAAGACCUCUAGGGGGCGCCAUCAGGCCCCUGUGUGUGAAGGAUGGGGAAGAACCCUGAGGCCAAUCCCGGGGCCUCCACCUCACUCCCUGAUACAUGAGGAGAUGAAUGAGCAGAAGAUCCUAGAACUCACCAACAAGAUGGUGGAGCUGCUGACUGGAGAGGUUCCUAUAAGGUGUCAGGACGUGGCCGUCUAUUUCUCCAUGGAGGAGUGGGAGUAUUUAGAAGGACACAAGGAUCAGUACAUAGCGGACAUAGUCAUGAUGGAGGAUCAGCAGCCCCUCACAUCAGCAGAUGACUUUAACAGGAGCUCAGAGGGACACCUGAUCUCUUCAGACUUUAAUGCAUAUGAUGGUGGAAUCAAGCAGGAUACAUGUGAAGAGUACGCCAUUAUCCCCGUUUCCCCCUCCGCCCUUCACAAUGAAGAUCUGUCAUCUGAUGCUAUUAUACAGGUUGUAAUUUCCGAUUCAUCUGAGACUGUUGAGCAUCAAAGUGCCCACACAGGGGAGGAGACAUUUUCCUGUUCAGAAUCUGGAAAAAGUCUCACCCAGAAAUCAGCUCUUGUUACACAUCAGAAAAGUCACUCAGAAACAAAGUCUUUUUCAUGUAUGGAAUGUGGGAAAUGUUUUAACCGAAAAUGGGACCUUGCUAGACAUCAGAAAAUUCACACAGGAGAGACGUCCUUUUCAUGUUCAGAAUGUGGCAGAUGUCUCAUGCUGAAAUCAGCGCUUCUUACACAUCAGAGAAGUCACACAGGAGAGAAGCAAUUUUCAUGUUCAGAAUGUGGGAAAUGUUUUAGCAAAAUAUCAGGCCUUGCCAGACAUCAGAGAAUUCACACAGGGACAAAGCCGUAUUCAUGUUCAGAUUGUGGGAAAAGUUUUAGCCAGAAAUCAAAUCUUGAUAGACAUCUGAGGAGUCACACGGGGGAAAGGCCGUUUUCGUGUUCAGAAUGUGGGAAAGGUUUUAGAUUUAAAUCAAAUCUUGAUAAGCAUCAGAAAAGUCACACGGGGGAGAAGCCGUAUUCAUGUUCAGAAUGUGGGAAAUGCUAUAGAGCUAAAUCAAAUCUUGUUACACAUCGGAGAACUCACACGGGGGAGAAGCCGUAUUCAUGUUCACAAUGUGGGAAAUGUUUCAUACACAUAUCAUAUCUGCGUAAUCAUCUAAAAACUCACACAGGGACAUAUAUUGUCAGGAUGCAAAAUUGUAUUUUAUUUCUAUCAUCAUCGUCUCCUCUCCUCCGGUCCCUACAAUCCAGGAUCCUCUCAGCUGAUUCUUCUAUAGAAGAGAAUAUUCCUGAUCGACCAUCAAUGAUGAAGAAGGACAGAGACAAGAUGGCGGAGAGGAUAAUACACCUCACCAUAGAGAUACUCUUCCAGCUUACCGGAGAGGAUUACACAGUGGUGAAGAAGACCUCUAGGGGGCACCAUCAGGCCCCUGUGUGUGAAGGAUGGGGAAGAACCCUGAGGCCAAUCCCGGGGCCUCCACCUCACUCCCUGAUACAUGAGGAGAUGAAUGAGCAGAAGAUCCUAGAACUCACCAACAAGAUGGUGGAGCUGCUGACUGGAGAGGUUCCUAUAAGGUGUCAGGACGUGGCCGUCUAUUUCUCCAUGGAGGAGUGGGAGUAUUUAGAAGGACACAAGGAUCAGUACAUAGCGGACAUAGUCAUGAUGGAGGAUCAGCAGCCCCUCACAUCAGCAGAUGACCGCACCAGGAGAUCGGAGGGUCACAUGAUAUCUCCAGAUUUGAGGGCAUAUGAUGGCGGUAUCACACAAGAUACAUAUCAAGACCAUGUGAUCAUCCCAGGUACAACCUCAGCCAUUCACAGCCAAGAUCUGUCAUCUAUACAGGCUCUAUAUUAUGAUUCAUCUCGGACUGUGACACAAGGUAUUAAUCACAGAGGAGAUGCUGAACAUGAAAGAUCUCACAAAGGGGAGAAGCCAUUUUUAUGUUCAGAAUGUGGCAAAUGUUUUUCAAGAAAAAAAACUCUUGUUACACAUCAAAAAAUCCACACAGGGGAGAAGCCAUUUUCGUGUUCUUUAUGUGGGAAAAGUUUUAUCCAGAAAUCAGAUCUUUCCAGACAUCAGAAAAUUCACACAGGGGCAAAGCCAUUUUCAUGUUCAGAAUGUGGGAAACUUUUUGUACAGAAAUCAGCUCUUCUUAUACAUCAGAGAAAUCACACGGGAACAAAGCCUUUUAAGUGUAAGGAAUGUGGUAAAUGUUUUACCCAGAAAUCGGAUCUUGUCAGGCAUCAGAGAAUUCACACGGAGGUGAAGCCAUUUUCAUGUUCUGAAUGCGGAAAAUGUCUGAUCCAGAAAUCAGCUCUUGCCGCGCAUCAGAGGAGUCACACAGGGACAAAGCCAUUUUCGUGUUCAGAAUGUGGGAAAUGUUUUAACCAGAUAUCCGAUCUUGCCAGACAUCAAAGAAUUCACACAGGGACAAAGCCGUUUUUAUGCUCUGAAUGUGGGAAAUGUUUUAACCAGAAAUCAAAUCUUGACAGACAUCAGAGGAGUCACACAGGGGAGAAGCCGUUUUCAUGUUCAGAAUGUGGGAAAUGUUAUAGAGUCAAAUCGAAUCUUGUUAUACAUCAGAGAAGUCACACGGGGGAGAAGCCGUAUUCAUGUUCAGAAUGUGAAAAAGGUUUAAAUCCCAAAUCAUAUCUUCUUAAUCAUCAAACAACUUACUCAGGAAAUGUCAACAGUAACAAAAAUAAUGGAAGAGACACAACAGUGACUAUAAAUGUCCUAAGAAUAGACACAUCAAUGGGGAACAUCAAGAGAAAGAAGAAAAAAGGAUACAACAAAGAUCCAUCAAAUGUCUGCACCGAUCUUCAUGGUUCAUGUUCCUUCUUUAGUAGACAACUUAGACGACACCUAACGUUACUCUUUGGUCUAUCACCAUUUUCUAUUGAUCAUGGCGCCCACCACACAUUAACAUCUGUGGUCCUUCAGCACAGGCUCCUGUAUACAGGUCAGGUAUGUGGAGAUUCCUCAGUUCUCGGUGUCGCCCUCCUGUGGAUGUUUUCUCCCUCACAGGCUUCUGUAGCUGCCGUCUGUUGCCAUGGUUACUGUGUUCAUCACCUCGUGUCCCUACAAUCCAGGAUCCUCUCAGCUGAUUCUUCUAUAGAAGAGAAUAUUCCUGAUCGACCAUCAAUGAUGGAGAAGGACAGAGACAAGAUGGCGGAGAGGAUAAUACACCUCACCAUAGAGAUACUCUUCCAGCUUACCGGAGAGGAUUACACGGUGGUGAAGAAGACCUCUAGGGGGCGCCAUCAGGCCCCUGUGUGUGAAGGAUGGGGAAGAACCCUGAGGCCAAUCCCGGGGCCUCCACCUCACUCCCUGAUACAUGAGGAGAUGAAUGAGCAGAAGAUCCUAGAACUCACCAACAAGAUGGUGGAGCUGCUGACUGGAGAGGUUCCUAUAAGGUGUCAGGACGUGGCCGUCUAUUUCUCCAUGGAGGAGUGGGAGUAUUUAGAAGGACACAAGGAUCAGUACAUAGCGGACAUAGUCAUGAUGGAGGAUCAGCAGCCCCUCACAUCAGCAGAGAGAUGUCCCCGUCCUCUUCCUCCAGAGGAUUCUUCAGAAGGAGAUGACAAUGUCCUCCAGGAUUAUCAGCUUAUGGAUCAGAGUAAAGAUGUGAAGAACAUUAAUGCUCCAGACAUAAUGGUGAAAGAGGAGACAGAUGUGAGGGGUGAUGAUCCGUGUACAGAGGACGUCCCUACAGCGCCCCCGCCAGCAGAUGACCAUAUAAGGAGCUCAGAUGGACUUCUAUCUUCUGAUUGUAAAGCACAUGAUCCCGGCAUCACACGCCAUGAGGUACACGGGGUAUAUGUCAUGACCUCAGGUGACACCUUACCCUUUUAUAACAAAGACCUAUCUUCAGAUGCUAGUAAACAAGCGCCAUCUAUUGGUUCAUCACAGACUGUUGUUGAACAACAAGGAUCUCUCAAAGGGGAGAAGACAUUUUCAUGUUCAGAAUGUGGGAAACGUUUUAACCGGAAAUUUAAUCUCAUUACACAUCAGAGAACUCACACAGGGGAGAAGCCAUAUUCAUGUUCAGAAUGCGGGAAAUAUUUUGGCCAGAAAUCAGAUCUUGUUACACAUGAGAGAAUUCACACAGGCGUGAAGCCAUUUUCAUGUUCAGAAUGUGGACAAAAUUUUAUCCGAAAAUCUAUUCUUUCUAAACACCGGAGAAGUCACACAGGGGAAAAGCCAUUUUCGUGUUCAGAAUGUGGCAAAAGUUUUAACCGCAAAUCAAAUCUCGUUACACAUCAGAGAACUCACACAGGGGAGAAGCCAUAUUCAUGUUCAGAAUGUGGGAAAUGUUUUGGACAGAAAUCAGAUCUUGUUAGACAUCAAAGAAUUCACACAGGAGAGAAGCCAAUUUCAUGUUCAGAAUGUGGGAAAUGUUUUAACCAGAUAUCAAAUCUUUUAACACAUCAAACAGUUCAUACGGGGAAAAAGACUUUUUCAUGUUCAGAAUGUGGGAAAUGUUUUAGCCGGAAAUUUAAUCUUGUUACACAUCAGAGAAUUCACACAGGGGAGAAGCCGUUUUCAUGUUCAGAGUGUGGGAAAUGUUUUAACCAGAAAUCAGAUCUUGGUAUACAUCAAAAAAUUCAUACAGAGGGGAAGCCAUUUUCCUGUUCUGAAUGUGGGAAAUGUUUUACUCUCAAAAACACUCUUGUUGCACAUAGGAAAAUUCAUGCAGGGGAGAAGCCAUGUUUAUGUUCAAUUUGUAAAGGACUAAAUAUGAUGUCAUCAUGUUACACCGUCAUGUCAUCCAACAGGGAAGGGACAUAAUAAAGAAGUGGGAAAUGAUCUAAUCAGUGUGGUGUUG